AUGACCGACAGAGUCUAUCCAGCCAAACCUCCCGCCGCGGCGGCGGCGGCUCCUCCAACCACCACCGCCGUGCCCGGCGCGGCUCCCGCCUUCCCCGCAACGAAGGCCCAGCUCUACGGAGCCAACCGCCCCGCCUACCGUCCCCAACCCCAACGCAAGUUCCGCCACAGCUGCUGCUGCCUCUGCUUCUGGAUAACCCUAAUCAUCCUCUCCCUCCUCUUACUCGCCACCAUCGCCGGCGCGGCCGUCUACGUCAUCUACCGUCCCCACCGCCCCGACUUGACCGUCUCCGGAAUCAAGAUCUUCAUAUUAAUAUCAAAUUCAUAUGAAGAAAAUUCAUAUGAAGGGUGGCAGAUCGGUUUCCGGUGGAGCGAAACCAGUUCGUCUCCGACGACCCCCGCAGAGGACGACGAUCAGCAGCAGCUCCUCCUCCAGGGCACGGCGGCGGCGGAGAGCAAGGAAGUGGAUUUGGAGAUGAUCGAGGACGAGGAGGACAACGAUGAGUCGGGGAACUACGGCGGGUUCUCGCCGGAUGCUCCGGACGACGAUUUCUUCGUGGGUUUGGAGGAGCUCACGAGUUUGGCUGCGGGGGAUUGCUUUUCCGUGCCUUUCCCAACGGGGUGUUUCUCCGGCUCUCUUCCCUUGGCAGGGGGGUUAUUCGAUUCUGUGAAUGGGUUGAAGCUGAGUCAUGAAACCCUCUCUGGUUUAACUAGUAGGAAUCUGGUUUCUGGGUAUAAGUCAGACAAUUCUGCUGUUGAUAAUAAGAACCCAGUGAGGAUUUCUCCUUUGCCAACCAGUUGCCCUAGUGGAAACGUUGGCGAGGCAACGUUUCAGUCGAGCAGAACCCAAGCUUUAGAGUCGCCCCAUGAUGAUUUUGAUUUCAGUGAUGUGGUUCUCAAGUAUAUUACUGAUAUGCUCAUGGAAGAAGACAUGGGAGAGAAAGCAUGCAUGUUCCAGGAGUCCUCAGCAGCACUUCAGGCCGCAGAGAAAUCGCUCUAUGAACUCAUUGGAGAAAGGUACCCACCAACUUUACAUGUUACUGAUCAACACCAUGAGAGUUUAGAUGAAAGCCAUGAACCGAAUCCUCGCACUUGUUCUACUAGUAGCCCGAACAGCAACAGUUGUGGUGGUAGUAGCUUAAUUGAUUCUGGGUGGAGUUAUAAUGAUAAUUAUACAUCACAUAGUCCAGUGCUCAGCUCAAGCACAGUAAUUGAUAGUUCAUUCGCAGAAUCUCCAUUGAGCAGCAUUUCAGUUCCAGACUUUUUUGCUGAGACCGAGUCUGCUAUUCAGUUUAGAAAAGGGUUUGAAGAGGCAAGUAAGUUCAUUCCCAGGAGUAAUUUGGCUCUUGAUGUAGAGAGUAACGGGAUCUACCUUAAAGACCUUUAUGAUCAUGAUAGUAAGCAUGAGCCUAGAGGAAAGAAGAACCCUCAUCCUCCUGAGUAUCUCAACUUGGAGGUUGGAUCUGGAAGGAGCAGUAAGCAGUCAGCAGUUUCUUCUCCCGAAUCAACAGUGAGUUCUGCAGAUUUUGACAGGAUAUUACUCAACUGUGCACAGGAUCCAGAGGCUUCACUCCGUGCAGCUCUCCAGAGUGAGAAGAACAAGACAGCACAGCAGAAUAGACAAACCACCAAAGGGUUGUCUAGUAGUGGUGGCAGAGCUCGAGGCAAGCGCCAGGGGAAAGCUAAACAAAAUGUGGUUGACUUAAGGACACUGUUGACUCUCUGCGCACAGGCUGUUGCUGCUGAUGACAGGAGGAACUCAAACGAUCUUUUGAAACAGAUAAGGGAUAAUGCUUCCCAAACUGGGGAUGGAAUGCAGAGACUCGCAUACAUUUUUGCAGAUGGUCUGGAGGCACGCUUAGCUGGCUCGGGAACACAAAUAUAUAAAGCACUCAUUACAAAGCCAACCUCAGCUGCUGAUGUGUUGAAAGCGUACCAGCUGUUUCUAGCUGCAUGUCCAUUUAGGAAGCUCUCGAACUUUUUCUCAAACAAAACAACAAUGAACUUGGCUCAACGUUCGACAACGAAAACUCUUCACAUAGUUGAAUUCGGAAUUCUUUAUGGUUUCCAGUGGCCAUGCCUCAUUCAGCGCUUGUCCUCCAUGCCUGGUGGGCCUCCAAAGCUUCGAAUCACAGGAGUCGAUUUCCCGAACCCGGGUUUCCGGCCAGCUGAAAGGGUGGAGGAGACUGGGCGUAGGUUGGCAAACUACGCUAGAACUUUCAAUGUUCCGUUCGAGUUCAAUGCCAUUGCACAGAAGUGGGACACUAUUCGGAUCGAGGAUCUCAAGAUUGAGAAGGGUGAGGUUCUGGUUGUGAACUGUUUAUUCAGGCUGAGAAACUUGCUGGAUGAAACGGUGGUGGUGGACUGUCCUAGGAACAUUGUCCUAAACCUGGUGAGGAAGAUGAGGCCCGAUGUCUUCAUACUCGGCGUUGUCAAUGGAGCCUACAGCGCACCAUUCUUCAUCACCCGGUUCAGGGAGGCUCUCUUCCACUACUCCACUUUGUUUGAUAUGUUGGAGACUACUGUUCCACGUGAUAUCCCGGAGAGGAAGCUUAUUGAGAGAGAAAUUUUCGGUUGGGAGGCCAUGAAUGUGAUUGCUUGUGAAGGUGCAGAGAGGCUGGAGAGGCCAGAGACAUACAAGCAGUGUCAAGUCAGGAUGCAAAGAGCUGGGUUCACACAGCUGCCUCUGAAUAGGGGGAUUUUUACGAUUGCAAAAGAAAAGGUGAAGGAGAAUUAUGACAAAGAUUUUGUGAUUGAUGAGGAUGGGCAAUGGCUUCUCCAAGGGUGGAAGGGUCGGAUUUUGUAUGCACUCUCUACCUGGAAACCUAUCGAUUAUUAA
Linum tenue is the source of this 2838-nucleotide messenger RNA. NCBI's taxonomy places the organism in Eukaryota, Viridiplantae, Streptophyta, Magnoliopsida, Malpighiales, Linaceae. The record is from the annotation of a GenBank genome assembly.